This is a messenger RNA of Microdochium trichocladiopsis, 742 nucleotides long. RefSeq lists its product as uncharacterized. The transcript has a single exon. The annotation marks the transcript as partial. The record is from RefSeq and is a predicted model, not a curated record. NCBI's taxonomy places the organism in Eukaryota, Fungi, Ascomycota, Sordariomycetes, Xylariales, Microdochiaceae.
UGGGAGACCCCGGGCGCAAGUGCAGUCUUCCGCCGUCUAGUGCUGUUCUUGCUUGGUAGGCGUGUGCCACCAGAGCCUUCCUGCAUACAACUAGCCAACGGCCACUUUUACUGUUUUCAACUUGCAACGACCAACACCGAACAGGCACUGUGCACUGGUGCCCUUCUCCAAGAAGAAGUGCGCUACUUGUCCAGGCGGACGCUGUACAACUCCACUGUUUGUGGCUCGGCGUCAAUUUCCCAGCGCGCGCCAGAAACUUUGGAAAUGCAUACGUCAAAAGACGUAAGGUACCCGUCAAGAGAUGCCCUUGGACAGCGAUCUGCUUCCGCUCGCCAAGAAGAGUGUAGCUUGGACCUUGAGACAGUUGGCUCAGCUCGGAAGGGAACGGACAGACAAGAGACCUUGCCGUGCACAAACAAGCUCUGGCUGCGAGGCCUCACGAGCGCCGGUCCACGCCUAUCGUCCCGCACCCCUGUCCCAAACAUCGGAGGGAUCCUCACAAAGAUUUGUGGCACAAGUCAACCGUACUCUCAUGGAGUCGCAUUGCCUGGCGCAGCUAGGCCAGGGAACCAUUGAGCAGGAGACCGUUGCAGUGGCCGGUCAUAUCUCCAAGACUGGAUCCUGCGUGCAUUGCCUGGCCUCGCAGCCCUGUCUUUGUCCAACCAGCCGCCGGGGACACUUGCAACUUGCAGGAGUCGUGAAGCCAAAAGUCUCUGCCUUGCUCAACAGCGACGAGAGUUGA